GCAAGGACUGCAAGGUGGGUCUCUGUCAAGCUGCUGCUCCAUUCCUCCUCUUCCUCCUCAAUGGCGAAAGCGAGUGAUGAUGGCUCUAAUGGUUCUUACACUGUGUUCUUGGACAGCAAUCUUGAUACCCAUCUCGUCUUGAUCGUAUCUGUUCAGCAUACCGUACGCGACCUCAAAGAUAAAAUAAUGAUUGAACACCCUCAUUGCUUUCCUAACAUUGGUGAGAUUAUUGUCAAUGCUUUAAAGAUAAAACGGAAAGGGUGCUUUUAUCACCUAUCAGAUCCUAUGCUUGUUAAAAGUGUAUUCAAUGGGUCUAUGAAGACAUUGUUUUUGCAAUUUGAUGCUUCUCGUCAAGUUGAGCGCAAGGAAAAUCCAUAUCACUUGGAGCCUGGGGCUAGUGACCUACCAAGCCAUGUGUUUACCAGGGAUGGCCUUUUGUCUGAAACAAAUACUCUUCUACUUGAUCGUCCCUCUAAAGAUGUGUCCAUUUUAGAUGUUCCUCCAGUUCCUGAAGUUGGAAGCAGCCAGCCAAGGGAUAUAUUUCCUCAAAGCUCAUCAGAUGACAAAGAGAAACUAGAAAAUGCCAAUUUGGAGAGGUUAUCUAUUAGACUUCUUAAAGAUGAUCAUUUGUUUCCUCAAAACUCAUCAGAUGACAAAAAGAAACCUAAAAAUGCUGAUUUAGAGGGGUUAUCUGCUAGACUACCUGAAGAUGACCCUUUUCUUAGUCCAGGCAAUAAGAAGAAAAACAAGAAGAAGAAGAAACCAUCAAGUUCCUAUGAUCAAGUAGACUAUGAAGUCCCUUCUGGGAAAAAUGUAUGGGAAGAGGCUUCUAAGGUAGCCUUGGGAAACAGCCAUGGAGAUUUGAGGGGAGAGAUUGAUGCAGCAUUGGCUCCUAAACAAACUAAUGCUGCUCAUCCUUUUGUUGGUUUUGAUAUGGGUAAAACUGGUACUAGCAAGGUGGACGGAAGGGAUACCUCUGACCACAUAGAGGCAACCAGACGAAAAGAAUCAAAAAGGUCAAAGAAACAUCAGGGUGCCAGUGUGGAAGGACUUGAUCUGCCUGAGGUUGCUGAGUGUGGUAACCUCAUAAAGGAUGGCACAACUUUGGUGCAUGAGACUGUUUGCUGUGACAACAAUAAUGUUGAUGAUGUAAGGGGAGAGACUUCUGAGGUAGCUUUGGAAAACAUCCAUAGAAAUUUGGGGGAAGAGUUUGAUGCAGCAUUGGCUCCUGAGAAAAAUGAUGCUGCUGAUCCUUUUGUUGAUGUUGAUAUGCGUAAACCUGGUACUAGCAAUAUGGAGAGAAUGGAUACCUCUGACAGCAUGGAGGCAUCCAGAGGAAGGAAAUUGAAAAGGUCAGAGAAACAUCAAGCUGCCCGUGUGGAAGGACUUGAUCUGCCCAGGUUUGCUGAGCUUGGAAAUCUCACAAAGGAUAACACAACUUUGUCAGCAUCUAAGAAUGUUUGCUGUGACAACAAUGUUGGUGAUGAUGUAAGGGAAAAGACUUCUGAGGCAUCCAUAAUGUGUAAACCUGGUCCUGGCAAUACGGAGAGAGCGGAUACCUCUGACCAUGUAGAGGCAUCCAGAGGAAGGAAAUUGAAAAGGUCGAAGAAACAUCAGGUUGCCAGUGUGGAAGGAGUUGAUCUGCCCAGGGUUGCUGAGCUUGGAAAUCUCAAAAAGGAUAAUACACCUUUGGUAUCUGAGAAAGUUUUCUGUGACAACAAUGAUGAUGUAAGGGAAAAGACUUCUAAGGUAGCUUUGGAAAACAAUCAUAUAAAUUUGGGGGGAGAGUUUGAUGCAGCAUCAGCUCCCGAGAAAACUGAUGCUGCUGGUCCUUUUGUUGAUGUUAAAUGUAAACCGGGGACUAGUAAUAUGGAGAGAAGGGGUACUUCUGAUCAUGUAGAGUCAUCUGAAGGAAGAAAAUCAAAAAGGUCAAAGAAACAUCGAGCUGCCAGUGUGGAAGGACUUAAUAAUCUCCCCACGGUCGUUGAGCCUGGUAACCUCAAAAAGGAUGGCACAACUUUGGCACAUGAGAAUUUUUGCUGUGACAUCAAUGAUGGUGAUGAUGGCAGGGCUGGUAUAAUUGAGAAGGAAGAGAAGGCACUGUUACAGGAUGAUGUUCCUAAACAAACGCCAUCAGAAGCACCCACUUCUAAGCUCAAGUCUAUGUGUCUAGGUAAAACAGAGACGGACUCUAAAGGCGUGGUUAUAUCUUCCAAGUUGUUGCAGUCCUCGGUCAUAUUGGGAACUGGGGAUCCUGGUGAUAAAAGAAGAAAGAAGUCAAAGAAAUCCAAGGAAAAGACUUCUGAGGUAGCUUUGGAAAACAAUCAUGUAAAUUUGGGGGGAGAGUUUGAUACAGCAUUGGCUUCUGAGAAAACUGGUGCUGCUGGUCCUUUUGUUGAUGUUAAAUGUAAACCGGGGACUGGCAAUAUGGAGAGAAGGGAUGCUUCUGACCAUGUAGACGCAUCUGAAGGAAGAAAAUCAAAAAGGUCAAAGAGACAUCGAACUGCCAGUGUGGAAGGGCUUAAUAAUCUCCCUGUGGUUGUUGAGCCUGGUAACCUCAGAAAGGAUAGCACAACUUUGGCACAUGAGAAGUUUUGCUGUGACAUCAAUGAUGGUGAUGAUGGCAAGGCUGGUAUAAUUGAGAAGGAAGAGAAGGCACUGUUACAGGAUGAAGUUCCUAAACAAAUGCCAUCAGAAGCACCCACUUCUAAGCUCAAGUCUAUGUGUCUAGGUAAAGCAGAGACGGACUCUAAAGAUGUAGUUAUAUCUUCCAAGCUGUUGCAGUCCUCGGUCACAUCGGGAACUGGGGAUCCUGGUGAUAAAAGAAGAAAGAAGUCAAAGAAAUCCAAGGAAAAGACUUCUGAGGUAGCUUUGGAAAACAAUCAUGUAAAUUUGGGGGGAGAGUUUGAUACAGCAUUGGCUUCUGAGAAAACUGGUGCUGCUGGUCCUUUUGUUGAUGUUAAAUGUAAACCGGGGUCUAGCAAUAUGGAGAGAAGGGAUGCUUCUGACCAUGUAGACGCAUCUGAAGGAAGAAAAUCAAAAAGGUCAAAGAAACAGCGAGCUGCCAGUGUGGAAGGACUUAAUAAUCUCCCUGCGGUUGUUGAGCCUGGUAACCUCAAAAAGGAUAGCACAACUUUGGCGCAUGAGAAUUUUUGCUGUGACAUCAAUGAUCGUGAUGAUGGCAAGGCUGGUAUAAUUGAGAAGGAAGAGAAGGCACUGUUACAGGAUGAAGGUCCUAAACAAACGCCAUCAGAAGCACCCACUUCUAAGCUCAAGUCUCUGUGUCUAGGUAAAACAGAGAUGGACUCCAAAGAUGUGGUUAUAUCUUCCAAGUUGUUGCAGUCCUCAGUCAUAUCGGGAACUAGGGAUCCUGGUGAUAAAAGAAGAAAGAAGUCAAAGAAAUCCAGGGAUUCUGACCAACCUUCCUCGGUAGCCAUAGAAGAUGCUGAUGGUGUUGGAGGUGCCACUCUGUUAAAUCCUGAGCUCAACAAAGCUUCUUUUAGUGAUCAUCCAAGUGAAAAGCAUGCCACUUUGUUUCGAAAUGAAAAAGCAAGAGUUUCAAAAGUGGGAAGUGUAAAUACCCCAUUAAUAGACCUUGGCAAGGAACCUGAUGCAUGUCAAAAUGAGGUAAACUUUGUGCCUCCAAUUCAAAUCACCAAAAGCCAAGAGGCUGAAGAAGGUAGUGAUUGUAAAUUAAAAAAGAUGGCAAGAAAGACUGAAAAUUCUUCCAAGAAUCUUCCAGAUCCAAUGGCAGAAAAGCGAGAUGUCAGCACUGUAGAUCCUGUACUUCCAUCUGACGAAAAGAAAGGGAAAAGCAUCGGGUCUAAAAAUGCAAAGAAAACAAGGUUGGGGAAAAAAGGUCCUACUAAACAAUUAACUGAUUCAAUGUCAGAAGCUGAGAAAGAUAUUGGGAGUAGGAUAAAUUGUUCCAUGCCAUGUUCAAUCCCUGGGACCAAUGAACCUUCUGAAGCUCCAUCAGAUAUUUUUGUGUGCAACAUAGAUAGGCCACGUCAUGAAGCUGACAUUAGAGAUGAUAUACUUGCAAGUGGCUGUACUGACAAAGGUAACGACCACAUGGAAGUGCCGAAGUUUGAAAGUGAUAAGAUCAGCUGCAUUAAAAACUUUGAGCCUAGUCAGAGGAAACAUGAAGUUGCCCCCGUUAAAGACCUCGGUGCCAAGAGUGUUCAAAUUGAGAGAUCAGAUAAAGAGCUGCCAUCCAAUAAGACAACAAACAAGCAUAAUGUGCAUUCCUUAGGCACCUCACCUGGUUUACAGGAGUCCUUCAACUCAAAUGACAACCAGGGGUUCAAAGAGAAGCCUCGGGAUGAUUCCUCUGAUCCAGUAAAAUUUCAAUCACCAAUAUCAAAGGCCAAAAAGGGUGAACCCAUGCCUAAGACUCCCAACAGAAAGACUAAAACAACUGCUGGAGAUAGGGUGAAAUAUCCAACUUCUCGUUACCAUGAAAAAUGUGAUUCAACUCCUCAUGAAGCCUCAAGAACCAAAAUUCUUGAUUCUUCUGGGACCAGUAGUCCUGUACAUUCAUCUAUAAUCCGAGUUCCCUUCAGAGCUGGGGAUAAUACUUUUGAGAAAGAAAAUAGUGUAGAUUGGGAUGCAUCAGGCUCUAGCUGGGAAAUCUCUGAUGUAGGAGUUCUCAAAAACAUAAAAGGCAGAGAGCUUAAGUCACAGUCCAAGUACAAUCCUGUCACAGCAGGAAAAACUUCAAGUAAGAAAACGGGUGAAGUUUUCAACAAUUCUAUUCGUGAGAGGAGCUUGUUUGCUACUUCAGGUACAAUUUUUAACGACAGUUGUAGUGAAAGUUCUGAAGAUGAUGGUGGAAUAAACAAUUCAGAAACCAGCACCAAAACACCUUCGGAUAGUUCAUCCUCUUUGUCAUCCGACUACUUGGAAGGAACAAGCCACUCACCACAUAAUGCUGUGUAUAGCAGGAAAAGGAAUGAAAAUGGUGGAGACAACCUCAUGGACUCACAAUCUGGAGGUCCAAAGAACAUGACCUUGGAUAUGAUCCUUAGAAGUUCAAGCAGCUAUAAGAAGGCAAAGCUCACAGCCUCUCAAUCCCAACUCAAUGACAAUGAAAGCCAACCUGUUGAAUUUGUUCUGGACGGCCUAGCCGACCCAUAACCAUCCUAGUGGCUAUUUUGGAAGAAUUUGCUCUUGCAGUCUCUUUAUGCACAGUGAACAUUAGCUUCUAGCAAUACAUUCAGCAAGGUUUUACUGCCAAGUUCAUCUCACGUCUUUUACAGGGGAAAUUUUUGACCCAACAUCUGCUGAUUUUUGUUCCUUCGCUGAGAGGAGUAUAAUGUUAACAGGAUGGCAUAAGUGGCAUCUUUUUUUUGGGUGCAUAAAACCAAAAAAUACAUAAGUGGCAUCUUAUGUUCAUAAUAUGAAAAAAAAUGUGCAGUUUGUUUCUUCGUUGCCUAGAAGUUUCAGAAUCCAUACCUGUAAGAUCGUCUUGAGUUUGAAGUUCUCCCAUCAAGAUUUAUUGUUGUAUGUUUAUCAAUAAUUCCCUCUGAUGGCAUUUUUGUAAUGUUUGAAACGGCAUAUGCUUCUAGUUAUUCUCUUA
Messenger RNA from Macadamia integrifolia, 5581 nucleotides. RefSeq lists its product as uncharacterized. The coding region runs from base 61 to 5139 and encodes 1692 amino acids. The transcript is spliced from 5 exons. The record is from RefSeq and is a predicted model, not a curated record. NCBI's taxonomy places the organism in Eukaryota, Viridiplantae, Streptophyta, Magnoliopsida, Proteales, Proteaceae.